Messenger RNA from Seminavis robusta, 1170 nucleotides. Lineage: Eukaryota; Bacillariophyta; Bacillariophyceae; Naviculales; Naviculaceae. The record is from the annotation of a GenBank genome assembly.
AUGUCCGUCUCCGCAGCAACUCGCAAGAGCAUCAAAAAGUACUUUGGUCUGGGUGGCAUGUUCGCCCUGGGUAAGAAUGGCCCAUUCACCAUGCACGAUGUUGAUGACGAUCUGUUUCCUGCUGUGUGGUCCUUUAUUGCAGAGGUUCUGGAAACUGAAGUGGACUUGAGUCGUCUGAUAGUGGAAGAGCUGUCUAUCUUUUACAGCCAAAAGAACGAUUGUCCCAUCUGUAUCGAUGCUCACACCCUUCUGGAAGAAGCCGCCAAAGCCGUGGACGAUGACAAUGCCGUUCUUUCCUGUCAAGCCAAGGCCUAUGGUGAAACUGUCUACAUGGCCACGACCAUGAGGGAACCCAUUCCAGACACGGCGCAGCUCACACAGUUGUACCCAGACCUGUCUGAGGCGAACCGUGCCGAGAUUGCCCUGGUGCUCUUGGUGUAUCAGUACAUGAACCGAGUUGUGCGAGCUCUAUUGGGAGAACACGUGUCCACGGCCAUGUUUGGUGUGCCUCGUCCUGUUGCCACUGUCGUCGAAAGCAGCAAGGGCUUUUGGCUCUACAAAAAGAUGCUCAAGCCCUUCCUUUCCAAGGGUCUCCGCAAGAAAAACAAGCCUGGAAUCUCCGGGGAACUCUUUCCCAAGGAGAGCAAAGGCGAUGAGUUUGAACUCCCCGAGCACUUGGCCAACGCCGAAUUGGGAGGUCACGAACGCGCUCGCUCCUUGGCCAGAGUCUACCAGUUGGUGGACAAACUUUACUACAGCAGGAUCAACCAAACUGGCAUGGUCUCCACCAAAAUGAUUGCCAUCCUAGAUGCACCCGAAAACCAACUGCCCAAGACUAUCGGCACCAACAAGAUCAACUGGGCAUUGGUCCACAUGCCCACACAUGUCUUCAAGAAACAAAUGGACAAGACCAUUGACCAGGAAGUCGCGCAGGUUCUCCUCCUGGUAGACAUUAUGCCCGACGCCUUGGAACGUUCUUACUGCUGGAGAGCGGUCAAUAAGGAGUAUGGAAAGGAACAAGCGCGACUCCUCGUGUUUUGGUGGGCUCUACGAUGUACUUUUGUCAAGCAGGCCAAGGGAUUGGUAAGGACGUCGUCCAUCGAGCGCAGGGGUGAUACCGAAAACACCGAUACAGCCUCCUUAUCGGAAUCGUUUGUUUCGGAAGAUUGA